Messenger RNA from Epinephelus fuscoguttatus (brown-marbled grouper), 5236 nucleotides. It is a transcript of the gene nrbp2b, whose product is annotated as nuclear receptor binding protein 2b. Gene Ontology annotation, molecular function: ATP binding; protein serine/threonine kinase activity. Gene Ontology annotation, cellular component: endomembrane system; cytoplasm. The record is from RefSeq and is a predicted model, not a curated record. The transcript is spliced from 18 exons. NCBI's taxonomy places the organism in Eukaryota, Metazoa, Chordata, Actinopteri, Perciformes, Serranidae. Bases 613 to 2130 code for a protein of 505 amino acids. Gene Ontology annotation, biological process: endoplasmic reticulum to Golgi vesicle-mediated transport; protein phosphorylation; intracellular signal transduction.
CAUCUCUGCGCACCGUGCCUGGCAGGAGCUCGCGGUUUCAGAUCUAACAACACCGACAAUGAGGCGUGUGUGGAAGAUGGUCGAAAAAAGAGCGCUCCCUCAUAAGACAGACGGUAUCCGAGGCAAGCAAUGAGCGGUGUGGACCCACCGGGCAUCGUUUCGCUUCACCCACCGAGCUCUCACCCCCGCGGUGCUUCACCGUGAACACACACAUACGCCGAAAACCAUUUCGCAACCUAUUUUGCAUGCAGUCUACAGGGCGCAUGAAGUCUGGAUAUAUUUUUCCACCCUGUUCAGCUCAGCCCAGCGACCUUGUAAUGUGCACGCUGCUAGUUGUUAUCUGAAGGAGGCGUGGGGUGCUCGUACAGACUGAGGAGCGCCUGUUUGGAGCAAUAUCAGUUUUUCACUGCAGGAUGUUUUGAGCGCCAAGGGGGCUGCGAGCUGUCGUCGGGGGGGUUUUCUUCACUGCGCAGACAAGCGGCGGAGCGUCUCUGCGCUACCGCUCGUCUCGUCUGAUCCACAACAAACACAGCAGACAGUUGAGGGAGGGAAGGAGGCGCAGAGGCGGAGAAGGACUCUGGUGGAGGAAAUCUGGAAAUAUACGGCGUUAAAAUGACGAUGUCCGUCCCGGAGAGGAAAUCAGGAUCGGAGGGGAAGGAGGAGGAGAGCGAGGAUGAGAGUGAGAUCUUGGAGGAGAGCCCGUGCGGCCGGUGGCAGAAACGGAAAGAGCAGGUGAGCCAAGGUAAUGUCCCAGGUGUGGAAAGUGCCUCCCUGGCCAUGGACACAGAGGAGGGCGUGGAGGUGGUGUGGAACGAGGUGCUCUUCUCUGACAAGAAGGUCUUCAAAGCACAGGAGGAGAAGAUCAAGGAGAUGUUUGAGAACCUGAUGCAGGUCGAACACCCCAACAUUGUCAAGUUCCACAAGUACUGGCUGGACAUGAAGGAGAGCCAGGCGAGGGUUAUAUUCAUCACAGAAUACAUGUCGUCAGGCAGCCUCAAGCAGUUUCUGAAGAAAACUAAGAAGAACCACAAGACGAUGAAUGUGAAGGCCUGGAAGAGAUGGUGCACCCAGAUUCUCUCUGCCCUCAGUUAUUUACACUCUUGUGACCCGCCAAUAAUCCAUGGCAACCUGACAUGUGACACCAUCUUCAUUCAGCACAACGGCCUCAUCAAGAUCGGCUCAGUGUGGCAUCGGCUAUUUGUUAAUGUAUUUCCAGAUGCCAAUGUUCACGGUAAAGCGAGGCAACUUCGCGAUGAGCAGAGGAAUCUUCAUUUCUUUGCACCAGAAUAUGGAUCUAGCGAAGAUGAUUAUGCCAUAGACAUUUUCUCCUUCGGCAUCUGUGCUCUAGAGAUGGCAGUGCUGGAGAUCCAGGCCAACGGAGAUACUGCUGUGUCCAAGGAGGCCAUCGCCAAUGCAGGUCAAUCUCUGGAAGACCCUCUCAUGAGAGAGUUCACCCAGUCCUGUUUGCGUCAUGAAGCCAAGCUACGUCCUACGGCUCACGACCUUCUGUUCCACCGAGUCUUGUUCGAGGUCCACUCCCUCAAACUGCUCGCCGCCCACUGCCUCAUCAACAACCAGUAUUUGCUCCCAGAAAACUGUGUGGAGGAGAAAACCAAGUCUUUUGACCCCAACGCUGUCAUGGCAGAGAUCAAACAUGAAGACAGACAGGGAGUUCAGCUCAAAUAUUCCCAUGUGUCCCCUCUGGAACUUGACAAGUUUCUGGAGGAUGUCAAGAAUGGGAUUUACCCCUUGAUGAACUUCGCCUCAUCUCGGCCUCACCCCGUUCCUCGGGCUCUCUCCUUGUCUCAGGAGCACGUUGAGACGGUCAAGACGCCGACUCCUGAGCCCCAGGAGACAGAAACGAGAAAGGUUGUUCAGAUGCACUGUAAUUUGGAGUCAAACGAAGAAGGGACCAAAACUCAUCUGUCUUUGUUUCUGAAGAUGGAUGACAAACUUCACAGGCAGCUUAGCUGUGACAUCCUUUCAACGGACACCUCCAAAGACCUUGCCAGUGAGCUUGUUCACUACGCCUUCAUAAAUGAGGAGGACAGUGAGAAGGUAGCAGGGUUCCUGGAGGACGCCAUCAGCCGACACCGGGUCCGAGCGCUUGCAUCUGGGAGCACACAGUGAGAAGGGGGUCACGAUAGCGACUGGCCCAGAAAGAGGGGCCUGGGCGUUGACCACACAGAUCAAGAAAGGGAGAGGGCGGCGGACGGGAUCACACAGCCGGGAACGCAGCUGACCCAGCUGGGGAUAAAAAGGGGACAAAUACAGAAGGAUGCUGGGCCUUGACAGUCAGUAAAUUAUUCCCAGAGAGAACGAGGGAUCGCCAGCGCUGAGUAAGGAACCAAAGGCACUUCUGGUUGGAGGGCCGAAGGCAUCAUGGCUGUGUUCAGCAAUCCCACAAAGCAGUGGAAGAUUGACAAACUCCCUGCCUAAAAGGGCUAUCAUGCCUUAAGAUAUCCUGACAACUUUUCCAUAACGCCACUAUUCGGAACAGAUAUGUUUUACUUACAAAUGCAGCAGCUAUGUUUUCAGAAGGACAUGUUAUUGCUCAUUAGCCUUGUUUGCACUCCAGUGUCCAAUUUGAUUGGUGAUUAUUUACUAUGAAUUGUAAACAAAGUCAUUUUCUAAAGCGUCUCUCCCUUACAAGCCACAACCCUGAGUUUAAUACAAUUUUAGGAAUUUAAUAUUCCGUCCAACAUGCACUGUUAAUACUCAUUCAGCUGACUUAUUUAUUUCUGUUUAACUGUGAACAAUAGAAGCUUUGCACAAGCCUGUUUUUUUUCUUUGCUUUUUAUGAAUGCAGUUAACACACCUCCCUGCACUCUUGGGUUGAAGGUUUCUUCUCCCAGAGAUAAAACACACCAUGCCUAAAUGUAGUGACAAGCAAUGAGAUGAUGCCUCUCUUUUAGCCUGUUGUGCUCUUAAAGGGUUUUCCCUGUGAAAGUGUUCUGAAAGCCAAAGAUUUGCAAAGUGCCUGAUAUGGCAAUGUACUUUGGACAAAUGAAAUGGCAUUGUAUAAAAGCAGCCGAGAGACAUAAAUAUUUCAAUUUUAUCAGCCACUAAAUAUGUAAUAUUGAAAUUUAAACACAGAUGAAUUUAUAGAAUUUAAAUAUUUUACUUUGAAAACUGUAUCUGAAUAUAUUUAUUCUGAAUUCACCCCUUUGAAGUUUGAUUUGCAAUUUCAUAAGCUGAAUCUGAAUAGAUUUUUUUCAGUGUUUACAAAUUCAGAUCCAACAAUAAACGUUUCAGAAUUUUAAGAAAGUAGAUUCAGGUUGCUCAAAUUCCAUUGGUGAAGUUUAUAUCUAAGAAUAUACGUUAAAAAAAAAAAUCAUGUAGAUCUGAAUUUUACCAAUUGACUUUGAUCAUCUUGAAUUUCUUUUACUUUUUUAUUUUUCCAACAUGAAUUAUUAGAUCUGAAUUUUAAUUCUAUUAUUAUUCUGUUUUUUUCUUGCAACAUUUUAAAUUUCAGCAUGAAUUAUUUAAUCUGAAUUUGACCACUCAAAUUUGAGAAACCUGUUUCUCCUCUUCACCUUUUUUAAAUUCUGAAACUUGUCGUUUUGGAUCUGAAUUUGUUGACAUUGAAAAAAAUAGAUUAAAAUUCAGCUUCUGAAAUUGCCAAUCAAGACAUUUAUUAUUGUCAUUUUAAAACUGUGAAUUCAGAACAAAUGCAUUCAGAUAUAUGGUCUCUACAGUAAAAUAUUUUAAUUCUAUUAAGUCAGUGGUGUUCAAAUUCCAAUUAAAGUAUUCAAUAGCUGUUAAAAUUCACAUACGUCUCUGAUUUACUUCAUACAUUGUACCCAACUUAGACCCAACUUAAAAUUUGGAAUUUAACUGAUACAGACUGAAUUUUAGUUUUAAAACCAGAUGCAUAUUUGUCUCUAAUCAUGAGUCCACAGUCAGUCUGUGUGAAUGUAAAGACGAGAUUGACAACCAGUAAUGGCAGCUCCAUUAAGAGCUGCAGCCUUUGUAUAUUGAACAUAUAGAUCGGGUGAUAACGAUCUCUGCUGCAGUCAGUGUUAGUUUGGAAAGAGCUGCAGCCUUUGUACGAAAAUUGGAAUACAUCACAGGAAGCUUGUGAAGUAAAGUUAUAGUCGUAUAUAACUGGGAGGAAGGGUGAUGGUGACGGGAUCUUGAGACUUGUUAAUAAAAAUUGCUACAUUGUUGAUAAUAUUCCUGCUAUGCUUAUUUUUGCGGUAUAUCCCAAACCAUCGGAGGAUUUUUUUCUCAUACUAUAUUUUUUUGUAUAGAGGUGUUUUAAAGGAAAGAUCUACCCCAAAUCUUUAGGAAAAAUUUGAAGAAGCAUUUAGCAUUUUGUCUUAUAUUAAUAAUACCUACCUAUGGAGGUUUUCAUGGGCCGCAGGUGAUACAACAUAAUCGCUGAAAGAAAAGAGGAAUAUUUUCCUUUGAAGAUGUUUAUUUUCCAGUGUCAGGUCUACUGUAGGUUUAUUUCAGUACAAUUUCAGUGUGAACUUUGGAAUCGAUUGCACCGCGGCCUACACAGACACCAAAAUAGAAUACACUCCUUCUGCUCUGCCAGAUUUUCUUGUCAAGGAUCCAAACUUGGCACCGUAAAAGAAGCUCACCAUUUGGGUGGAUUUUUCCUUUACAAAACUGGACAGCAAAAAACAAUAGUGAAUUGUCUGAUCGGUCUUCAGCAGCGUUCUCUUGUUUGUCAGACUCACUUAGCUCUGCUUCAUUUGUUUCCCAGGUCGGUAAGGUCGUGGUUUCAUAACAGUUACACUGCUGUACAGUCAUUGCUUACAGUACUUACUCUACUCUGUGUCAAGCCUUCUUAUCAGUGUGUCUCUAAAGACAGGAGCCCUGAAUUCUCCCAGACAUUUAACAACAAUGGGCUAUGGUGUAAAUAUUUGUUUGUGGCUAUCAAGGGGGUUUACUUUUAGAUGGAAUUUCAAUGCAAAGCAGUGCCACUUUCGCUCUCAUUUGAUCUAGUAAACUGCAUGUCUUAAUAGCCUGCAACCAUUCGAAAACUUUGCAUUUUGCCUUUGUCAGUCACAGUUCAGUUCCUGACCAAGAAGAUGAAUGUUUAGACUGUGCAAACAUGAAACAAAAAACAUCCAUAUCAGUCUUAUUUUAUGUCAAAUGAAUUCUUUUUCCCGUGAAUCUGUUGAAUGAAACUUGCCUUUGGAUGUGUUCUACUUAAAACUUUGUUAAAUAUUGUAGCUACUGCAAAGAAAUACAUGACAAUAAACAAUAUGUGACAUGUUGGUUA